AUGGUGUGCAGGACUCCCAGGCCAGUGGAGGAAGAUCCUAGGGUAAAGUGUAAGAACUGCAGAGCCUUUGGGUACAAAGCAUCAAGCAGCUGGUGCACCAUGAGACACUGGGAUGGGCCCUGGGCCCCCCAGGCCAGGGACUCCAGGAAGCUGAGGGAGAAUCUGGAACCAAGGAGAAUGUGGAAGACAGGCAAUGCAGCUCCUUCUACUUCCCAAGUUUUGUCGUGCAGGCAAGAAGGUCAGCAGAGGAAGCAUCCGCACAGGCCGAUUCCCGUGUACACCACCAAGAGGGUGUCCGUGCUGGAGCCGCAGGUCCCGGCUGAGCCUCCUAGCGGGACGCCUGACACGACACAGCUGUCCCCGUUGGCUGCUCCUCUCGGGAGACUUGUGGCGAGCACCUUCCCACCUGCUGGCCAACAGGAAGGAAGUGGGGACCCCUUGCCGAAGCAAGUGGGGACACCUGCCCCACCUGCCCUGCCUGCCCUGGCACACCAACGCUCUGCCCGGAAUCCUGGCCUCGGUGUCCAGCUGAGACAACACCGGCCCCGAUGUGCCUCCCUUGAAGGUCUCCAGACUGUUUCCAGGGCGCAGGGCACUGGCCAUGCCCAGGCACCAGCCAAGCAUCCUGAGAGUCUGUGUCAUCCUGAAAGGAGAAGUGCAUGUGGUCUCAAGGGGGCAGCCCACGUGCUCAGGAAGACACCUGCCUUGGUGCAAAGCAUGAGCCUCCAGCCUCCCCGCCCCCAACAUCACUUGGACACUCUCCAGGUGUGCACCGUGGCCCCGUGUCUGCCCUGUCCACAGACACCCAGCCAGCCCAUGGGAAUGGUCUUCAGCCACCUGGAUGAAGGCAGCUGGAGCUCCAGGUUCAUAGCAGCUCCCUGUCUGGCACCUCCCAAGACGCCAGCCCCCACUGGUCAGGUCCCUCCCGUCACACAGUCUGAAGGAGGCUGUGUGUGCAUCCCAUUGAGUGUCCUCUUUGAUCACCUGCAGCUUUCAUCAUCCUCAGAUGAGUGCGAUUGGCAGUGA
Messenger RNA from Panthera uncia (snow leopard), 1026 nucleotides. RefSeq names its product putative protein FAM90A20P. The record is from RefSeq and is a predicted model, not a curated record. Lineage: Eukaryota; Metazoa; Chordata; Mammalia; Carnivora; Felidae.